CUGCUUGAGAGUACUUCCUCUGUGUGUAUCUUGAUGAUAGCCAUGGCCCAAGUGGCCGCUCACGAGGACGGAGAGAAAACUACAGCACUCAAAGACCUGCUAUCAAGAAUAGAUUUAGAUGAACUCAUGAAGAAAGAUGAACCCCCUUUUACUUUUCCUCAAACCCUGGAAGAGUUUGAAUAUGCCUUCAAUGAACACGGUCAGCUUCGACACACAAAAACAGGAGAACAUUUUAUCUUCAAUGCAAGAGAGGAUCUCCAUCGCUGGAAUCAGAAACGUUAUGAAGCUCUAGGAGAGAUCAUCACUCAGUAUGUUUACGAGCUGCUGGAGAAUAAGUGCAACAUGACAAAAGCAAUCAUACCAGUCGACGCUGCUGCGGAUGAGCCUUCGAGUUUUAUCUACCUAAGCCCCGAUGCCUUGUCCAACCCAUCCAAGCUACUGGUGCUGAUCCAGGGAAGUGGUGUUGUUCGGGCUGGUCAGUGGGCCCGCAGACUCAUCAUCAAUCAGGACUUGGACUCUGGAACUCAAAUUCCUUUCAUCACCAGAGCCAUGGAGGAGGGCUACAGUGUGAUAGUAUUAAACCCGAACGAGAACCACCUGGAGGUGGAGAAACCGUCCGAGCCUUCCACGUUUUCGUCCUCUCCGACCGAACACUUCGACGAACCUGUCGAAAAGAAGGAACGCAAAGAUGACAAGGAGGGCAAGAAGAGGAGAGAAUUUUACGAAAAGUACCGCAACCCGCAGAAGGAGACGGAGACAGAGAGGAUUCCCAUACGGGAAAAUGCUUCCUCUGAGGAACACGUGCUUUACGUAUGGGAUCAUUUUGUGGCCAAAGCUGCUGCCAAGCAUGUCUUCGUCGUGGCCCACAGCUACGGAGGGUUGUCCUUUGUCGAGCUGCUGAAUCACAGAGAAACCGAAGUAAGGAACAAAGUCUGUGCUGUGGCUCUGACGGAUUCUGCUCACAGCAUGUGGCUGCAGGAUACUAGUAAAAGCACACAGGACUGGAUGCAGCAGCACUGCUGUAACUGGGUCUCAAGUCCAGAACCUUUGGACACACCCCUGGACUCCAUGCUGCCAGACUGCCCACGUGUCUCUGCAGGCACAGAACGGCACGAGUUGACCUCCUGGAUGAGCUUUGAGUCCAUCUUCAGGUUCUUCGGCGAGGUGGUGGAGGCUAAAGAGGACGAGGAGACAGAAGAGACAUCCAACAUCGUUACCACUCGCAGCAGCUCCCUCAAAAGCAAACACCUUGAGUUGUAA
Nerophis lumbriciformis (worm pipefish) is the source of this 1260-nucleotide messenger RNA. The record is from RefSeq and is a predicted model, not a curated record. NCBI's taxonomy places the organism in Eukaryota, Metazoa, Chordata, Actinopteri, Syngnathiformes, Syngnathidae.